UGCUCAUGCGCAGUCGACUAGCUAGUUCCUCGGUAAUCGCGCAAAUAGCUAGCUCGUCGCUUAUCACUUCUCGCGCUCCAAUUGAGCUAUAACCGCUUUUCCUGACACUAAGCAGUAAUUUUUAACUUCGGUUUCUAUUCACUGGGAUUAUCGUCACAGAAACGUGAAGGAAUAUGCCCAAAAAUAAAGGUAAGGGAGGUAAGAAUCGGCGGCGUGGAAAGAAUGAGAACGAAUCCGAGAAAAGAGAAUUGGUGUUUAAAGAGGACGGACAGGAAUAUGCACAGGUGCUGAAAAUGUUGGGGAAUGGACGUCUGGAGGCAUUGUGCUUCGACGGCUCUAAGCGGCUCUGCCACAUCCGAGGAAAGCUCCGGAAAAAGGUGUGGAUAAACGCGUCGGAUAUUAUCCUGGUCGGGCUGAGAGAUUACCAGGACAACAAGGCCGACGUUAUCCUCAAGUACAACGCGGACGAAGCGCGCAGCCUGAAGGCGUACGGCGAGCUGCCGGAACACGCCAAAAUCAACGAGACAGACACUUUCGGUAACGGUGAUGAGGACGAGAUCCUGUUUGACGACAUUGGAGACGACGAUGAAGAUAUUGAUGAAAUCUGAAGACCCGCCACACGUCCAGACGCACGUUUAUCCAACGGGGGAUAUUUUGAGCCGACGUUUUCUAGAACCCCAUAUCUACAUUUUCAGUCUUGUUUCCAUUUCCAUACGUAGACGUGUCUGUUGAAUGUGACCACGCGCUCGCGAAAUAUCGAGGGGAAAAAAAGAACAAGUGUUCCCGCAAAAAAAGUUGAAUCAACGUUUAGAUUUUUUUCCCCCGUGUUCCAGCGGAGGCACGUGCGACUGCAGAAACAUUUAAGUCCUUUUAAAAAAGUGUAUUUAUAUUGAUUUCACGUCAGGUGGAAUUUGAGAACUUCAGAAUCUUUGGAUUCUCCAAUAAACACAUGAACCAUUUGUUUUAUUUUCCCAUUUGUCUUCACGUAGUGUCCGAUCAUCAUCAUGGGAGUUGAUUUCGUUUAUCUCUAGUAGACGUCCAAUCCAUUUGAAGAGGGAGGGUGGCAGCAUUCGCUGCCACCCUCACACUUCAAAUGCAUUGGACGUCUAUGCAAGUCAAUGACAGCCAUGUUUUUUUUUUUUUUUUUUU
Messenger RNA from Corythoichthys intestinalis (scribbled pipefish), 1149 nucleotides. It is a transcript of the gene eif1axb, whose product is annotated as eukaryotic translation initiation factor 1A X-linked b. Lineage: Eukaryota; Metazoa; Chordata; Actinopteri; Syngnathiformes; Syngnathidae. Gene Ontology annotation, biological process: translational initiation. The transcript has 7 exons. Bases 174 to 608 code for a protein of 144 amino acids. Gene Ontology annotation, molecular function: RNA binding; translation initiation factor activity. Gene Ontology annotation, cellular component: cytoplasm. The record is from RefSeq and is a predicted model, not a curated record.